CCCAUAUCAAAUGCACUGGAACGGCGUCCACUAAGAAGGGUGCCAAGCAAAUUGCAGCUCAAUCGAUGUUAUCGUUUGUGCAAAAUAUUUCGCAGAAUGAGAAUCAACAGCAAUUGGCCACUGUGGAUGCUGAACCAGCGGAAAAAACAUUCCGCACGUAUCGCGAAUUGAAAAAGUCUGAUAUCAAACCGAUUUCGAUUCGAAUACGCGAUCGUAAUAAUUACUUUAUGAGAUUGCCGGGCGAAGAUCGUCAAGCCGUUUAUGAAAUACUGAAAAGUGAUGGUGCAACAAUUGGCACCAACAAAGAUAAAGUGGAUUUGAUUUGUAAAACUCUGAAAAUUCGGUACGAUAUCAAAGAGAUUCCGGAUCAUCCACAGAAACAUAAGUUUUUCGUGCUACUUGACGACUACGAUUGCGUUAUUGUUGGCAAAGAGCCCUACUUAUACGAUCGCAUUAUUGAAUACUUCAAAAUUAUGAUGAAUUUUAUCAAUAUCUACUAAUUUAUUUGUCCAAAGAAUCUUCAUAUAUAUAUAUAUAUUGUUCGCUUAAUUUGUUUAAAAAUCGAUUUGUUCGCAUGUAUCCAUCAUUAUAUUCCAAUCUGCCUUUAUGCAUAUACAUAUUUGAUUUCAUAAAUAAAGAGAAUGAAAAGAUUGAAUAAUAAAUAAAGAAA
Molecule: messenger RNA, 670 nt
Organism: Sitodiplosis mosellana (orange wheat blossom midge)
Lineage: Eukaryota; Metazoa; Arthropoda; Insecta; Diptera; Cecidomyiidae
Exons: 1
Coding region: 66-500 (144 amino acids)
Source: RefSeq, a predicted model, not a curated record